Messenger RNA from Mucor mucedo, 6052 nucleotides. Its product is annotated as Ion transport protein-domain-containing protein. Gene Ontology annotation, molecular function: high voltage-gated calcium channel activity. The transcript is spliced from 14 exons. The coding region runs from base 57 to 5981 and encodes 1974 amino acids. Gene Ontology annotation, biological process: calcium ion import across plasma membrane. Gene Ontology annotation, cellular component: membrane; voltage-gated calcium channel complex. Lineage: Eukaryota; Fungi; Mucoromycota; Mucoromycetes; Mucorales; Mucoraceae. The record is from RefSeq and is a predicted model, not a curated record.
AUAAACCUUCUCCUCAAUUUUUUUUCCCUUGUUUUACACUUUCUUCCUCUAAUGUUAUGCCUUCUAUAAAAAAAUUAAAAAGUGUUAAAAAAAGCUUACACAGAUCUUUGAAUGAGAAUUUGUUGGCUGGGCAUGACGUGCAAUCAGAUGAUCAACAAGAACAGUCGCCAUCCUUCAUGUCUUUUGCACCCAAAGUCAAAGUGAACACUUCUGAUAUUCAACGUCGAUAUACCCAAAAGAAACAGCCUCUAAGUAUGGAUGCUUUUAUUACCGAAUUCGAACAAGAAAGAAGUCCAACUCCUUUAAUUAUUGAGGAUAGCAGUAUGGUCUCAUUUGAUGAUGAAAACCAGGACUUCUCAGAUACCGCCAGAUUAACAGUAAAUGCAUCAUCUGUCUCUGGUUUUCAUCAAAAUAAGGUACAACAAGAUGAUACAUCCAGACCUUCAUCUCAGCAACACAGAGCUUCACACGUUUAUGAGCCUGCCUUAAUAGAUCCCGAGGUAGAUCAACGAACAAGAAAAAUCAAUAAGUUUAUCCACUUUGAUAAGAAGGCUGCACUCAAAAGAACAUCGAGAGCAAUACGUCGAUUAUCAAAAAGGGUUAUCAAUGUGCAUAAUAAUAAUAGUGACAGCUAUAUUCAGCCUCAACAACAAGCCCAGCCGCACACAACCGCACUGCCACAACAAAAUGGACCGGAUUCAGAUACUUUCCCUCUUAUUCACCAAGGUAUACAUAAUAAACCAUAUCAUAUGUCAAAACCGAAUCAUUUGCUGGCGCAUGCUGCAUCGUAUUAUAUCAAUCCAGAAAAGAAGGAUGCCAAAGAAUAUAUUCAUUUAAGUGGAUAUAGUUUAAAACUACUUUCACCAACAAAUCCGUUUCGAAUACUCUUGGCAGAUAUAUUGUGUUGGAAAUGGUACGAGACUUUCAUGAUGUUACUGUUGGCCUUUCAUGGCACUACCUUAUUCGUUGUUGGCUGGGGAACAAAUUCUGAUCCAGAGCCACCAAACCAAUGGGAAGGAACAUGGGAUCAGUUUUCACUUUUAGUCAUAUUUUCAUUAUACACGCUAUUUAUGCUAUGUCAGAUUAUCGUUUAUGGACUCUUUAUCAACCCCAAACACACCAAAACUGCGUUUCUUCGACAUAGUUGGAACCGAAUAGAUUUUGUGUCGAUUAUCGCUUACUGGAUUGAUUUUGGACUGUUGUUAACCCAACAAGAGAUUAACGAUGAAGCCGGACGGCGAUUGCUUGUAUUUAAAAUGCUGUCAGCGCUCAUUCUACUCCGAUUAUUAAACCUCACAGAUGGUAAUCGAGUUAUUUUGAACAGUCUGAAAAAGGCUGCACCUUUAUUGGUCAACGUCUUGUACUUCGUGCUGUUCUUUUUCGUUAUUUUUGCAAUCGUCGGUGUUCAGUCAUUUAAAGGCUCAUUUAAAAGACAUUGCGUGUGGCAUGAUCCAGCCAAUAGUACAAACACCGUUGAAUUAAGUCAAUAUUGUGGGGGGUACAUUGACGAAUUCGGCAAUACAGUGCCUUACAAGCUCAAAAACAAUGAGAGUGCACCAUGGUCGAAAGGAUUUAUUUGUGAGAAUGGAUUGAUCUGUCAAGAAACUGAAAAUCCAUUUGGCGGGACAAUUAGUUUUGAUAAUAUUUUUGAAUCCAUGCUGCUCGUCAUGAUCAUUACUGGCGUACAGUCUUGGACAGAUCGUAUGUACGAUAUGAUGGAUGCCGAAUACUUCAUCGCAAGUCUUUAUUUCGUUAUUAUUGUCAUCGUUAUGAAUUUUUGGUUGGUCAAUUUAUUUAUCGCCGUCAUUACCGAAAUGUUUGCUAAAGUGCGAGAAGAUUCUCAACAUUCAGCUUUCACAAGUUCGAGUAUUAAACCCGUAUUAGCAGAUGACGAAGAAGGCUGGGCCUUUGAUGCAAAGCGAGAAGAAGCCUUAAAGCUAAGGAAAAUGACAACUUUGAAUUUAAUUGUUAAUUUUAUGAAGCCCUUUUGGCUGCUUCUUAUCGCCGUGGAUUUAUUUUGUAUGGCAGCCAAAAACAAUGACAUGUCGGAUUUCGAAUUGGAAUCAUUGUCUAUGGUUGAAUUAGUAUUAUCCUUGGCCUUUCUGUUUGAAAUACUGCUGCGAUUAUUGAAUGAUAGAAACGAUUUAAAGGGAUUUUUCAUGAAUAAGAUGAAUUCAACGGAUCUUAUCAUUGCAGUUAUCACCUGUAUUAUACAAAUACCGCCUAUUCGCAAACAUACCUUGGUGUAUAUAUGGUUCACUGGAUUCCAAGUGCUUCGAAUAUACAGACUAGUUGCAGCUGUUCCUCGUUUAAGAUCUCUUAUGUCUCGAGUUUUGGGAAGUGUCCAUGGUUUGAUCAAUUUAUCCUUCUUCAUUGUGCUAGCGACUAUUAUUACUGCUAUCAUUGCUUACCAAUUGUUUGAAGGUGUAAUUCCAUCUGAUUCGGGCGAGGAAAUGAGAUUCUUUUCGAUUUACAAUUCAUUUGUCGGUUUAUAUCAACUAUUUUCUGGCGAAGAUUGGACUACGGUAUUGUACAAUGUUAUGGAAGCAGGUUCUACCAAUGGAAAUAGUGCCAUUUAUGCCUUGUUUCUUGUUUUUUGGUUUGCUUUUUCUAACUUCGUUUUGGUAAAUAUGUUUAUUGCUGUAUUGAUGGAAAAUUUUGAAAUUGCCGAAAACGACAAGCGUAAAAACCAAAUUCUUCACUACAUGAAAAAAACAGAAAACGAAAUCGACAAGAAGACAGUGGUGAGUCGAUGGAAUAUUUAUCGAUAUUUUAAAGCCAAGCCAAAAGAAUUGGAUGUUACCAACAUUCCUAGUAAUUUGGUACUGUCUGUGCAGAAAAGCAUUGUGCGAGAAUUUAUGAAUGAAGCCGAUCAGCAACAUGAGCCUGUCCUCGUAUCUUCAAAAUCAGUGGAUGAGCCACAUGGCGGUUUAAAAAGAGUACAGAACUUCUUGUCAAAACUGUUUCCGGAUUCUAAUAAUAAAGUGACAGACCAACCAAAGUUCAAUAAUCGAACCAGUCUAUACCUCAACCCUGGAACAAACGCUCUAGAUCAAGUAGGCACCUUUUACGACUUCAAGAAACGAGGAGGAGAAAUUAAUGAACCAAGAUCGUUGAGGUAUUUAGUAGACCCGACGCUUAGAGAAAAUGUUGCUACUCGCUUUCAGCAGGAGGCUGCAGAUCACGACAUUGAUGAACGAAGGGCUUUGAAACGGGAUUUUAUUCUAGCUCAUCCCAGUUACGAUAAAUCUUUGUAUAUAUUUUCGUCCGGUAACCCAAUUCGAAGGUGGUGUCAGCUCAUUGUUCAGCCUAGUCGCGGUGAGCGUAUAUUUGGUACACCUCCCUCAAGAUGGGGCAGCAUAAUAUUUUUGACGAUCAUUACUAUAUGUGUACUAGCUAAUGUUGUGCUUACAGUUUACAACUCGCCAGUAUAUCAGCACGAACAUCGUGGUAACCCGGCUGUUCUCCAAAGAUUUAUUAAUCUAGAUUGGGCAUUUACGGUGAUCUUCACGUGUGAAUUCCUUAUUAAGGUGAUUGCCGAUGGUCUCUUAUUAACACCCAACGCUUAUAUGCUGAACGGUUGGAACCUUUUAGACGUCUUUGUCUUGAUCUCUUUAUACAUGUCAAACUUUGGAAGGUUCACAGGCGCUACAGGUCUAGAGCGUGGGUUUCGAGCUUUUAAAGCAUUAAGAGCUUUACGGUUGAUUAAUUUACUGGGACCUGCUAAAGAAACAUUUACAGCUAUUCUGGUAACGGGUUUACCACGUAUUCUUGAUGCCGCAGCUUUAGGUCUUUGUCUUAUUGUGCCUUUUGCUCUUUAUGGCCAGAAUAUCUUUAUGGGCUUAUUUUAUAACUGUAAUGACGGUGAUGAGAUGACAAAAUUUGGCUGUUUGAACGAAGGCAUGUUGGAUAUGCAAGAGCCUCAGCCUGAUGGUGCUACCAUGUAUAUGCCCCGCAUUUGGGCCAACCCGUAUGUGUAUAGCUUUGACUCGUUCUGGAGCUCGCUUUUGAUUCUGUUUGAAAUUGCCUCAGGUGAAGGCUGGGUGGACGUUUUGGCUACAAGUAUGAGUGUUAUGGGUAAAGAUCAGGCUACGCAACAAGACGCAAGUCAACUUUGGGGUAUUUUCUUUAUGGUCUAUAAUCUGGCUGGUUCUGUCUUUGUAAUCUCGCUCUUUUUGGGUGUUGUUAUUGAGAACUUCACGAGAAGAAAUGGUACAGCGUAUUUGACAGGUGAUCAACGACGUUGGUUAGAUCUGAAAAAAUUGUUAAACCAGAUUCGCCCUGCCAAAAGACCCAAGGUCAUGCCAUCUAACCCAUUUAGAAAGAUUUGCUUCAAUUUAACUGUGGAAAAAAGAGGAAAAUUUUACAAGUUUAUGACGUUCAUUAUCUCGCUAAAUAUUUUGUUCUUGUGCACAGACUCUGCUAAUGAUUUAGAUGGUAACGAGGAUAAUGGGGCUAAAGGCUGGAGUCGUGUAAAGGUGUAUAUUUAUCUGGUGUUUAUUGGAAUAUAUUGGCUUGAAAUCAUGGUUAAACUUUUGGGUCUUGGAUGGAAGUCUUUUAGAAGAAAUCUCUGGAAUUUGUUUGAUUUGACCAUGGUGAUCGGAAGUUUUAUUACAGCUAUUAUUACUUUGGGGAAUCCGAACCUGCAAGUGAACGUGGAAAGUCAGAAACUGUUUAUGACGGCCCUUUGUUUCAAGUUGGUUCAACGAAGCGAUAGUCUGAAUCAGCUGUUUACAACGAUGGCAGCCUCUGCAUAUCAGAUCGUCAAUGUGUUUGCUGUCUGGUUUGUGGUGUUGACGACCUAUGCCAUCAUGUUUAUGCAGAUCUUUGGUCUAACAAAAUACGGACCUAGUGCGCAAACAGAGCACAUCAAUUUCCGAUCCUACAGCAAUACAAUGAUUUCCUUGGUGCGGUAUUCUACGGGAGAAGGAUGGAAUGCCAUUAUGCAUGAUUUCACGGUAGAAUUCCCCAAUUGUGUUGUUGCAGAUGAUUACCUUGAUUCAGAUUGCGGCUCUUUAAGAUGGUCGUACUUUUUAUUUUUAACUUUUAACAUUAUUUCCAUGUAUAUCUUUAUUGCCAUUUUCGUCGCUGUUGUGGCCGAUAAUUUUUCGUAUGUGUACCAGAUCAAGGCAAAUUUCUCGCUGGUGAACCGAGACGAAAUCCGUAAAUUUAAAAUGAUUUGGGCUUCUGUUGACACGGAGAGAACGGGGUAUAUAUCUGCGAGUCAGUACAUGACACUUUGGCGUAAAUUGGAAGGUAUUUUCACUGUGAGAAUUUUUGAACCUGAAUACUCGUACAAGAACUUGGUGAAAGAAUGUAGUACAAAUACUGUCAAUGAGGAAGCGGGACACCAUUUAGACAUGCAUGCAUUAAAUGAAAAACUAAAUCAACUGGAUAAACGAGAAAUACACGCGAAAAGACAUGAUUUAGAAAAGAUUUAUUGGGAAACGGCACUGGUGGAAUCUACGGCAAGAGGUGUAUCGUUCAACCAAAUGUUACUAAUGCUCGCACAAAGGAAAUUAAUUGUUCCUGAGAACUCACUCAUAUUGGAAGAGUUAUUAGAAAAUCAGAAAAAGGAUGAAGCGAUUCACACAUUGAUCUCUAUUGAUCGAGUUAGAGGGUUAAUAGAAACGAUCGCUUUAAGAAAAAAAUUCCUUAAACAUUUAGCAAACAUUAAAAAGCAACCCGAAGUCCCUGCUAUUGUCAUUGACAACACUGAUGUAAUAGUAGCACAACAGCAAGAUGAUGGGACACCAAUCAGUGGUCACCCUGAUCUCAGGUCAUACAAUGGUAGCUCGGUUGUUUCCUCUGCAAAUCAUAGCGUUUCUUCCGUCUACGACCAUUACUUGUCAAGCGAUGAAGAAAAUGAGGAUGACGUUGAUGAAGAAAUUCUACAAGAGGGGGAGGAGGAAGAUAGUAUUAUUGAAGAUGUUCCAUCUCAUGAUAUCUGGAAAGAAAUGUUGAGAAACGCAGAUAGAUAAUUUGAAGGGGAGGCUUAUUUUCCCGUAAAGCAGUCACAUGACUACUUUUUUUUUUUUUUGACUUUUUUUUU